AAAGAAAACCGCAAGAAACUUGAAGCAGAGGGGGAAUCCGAAUCAAGAAAUGGGAAGAAGAAAAAUGCCUUCCGGUGCGCCGGCGGAGCACCGUAGCUUCCCGUCCGUCACCGAGUGCGACCCCUCCGGUCGGGAGUCCCAUUCCGCUGCCGCCGAUCUCGACGGCACUCUCCUCGUCUCCCGGAGCUCCUUCCCCUACUUCUUCCUCCUCGCCGUCGAGGCCGGCAGCAUCCUCCGCGGCAUCAUCCUCCUCAUCCUCUCGCCGCUCGUCCUCCUCGUCUAUAAAUUGGUCUCGGAGGCGGCGGGGAUCCAGAUCUUGAUCUACGUGGCGGUGGCGGGACUCCGGAUGCGGGACGUGGAGCUGGCGGCGCGGGCGGUGCUGCCGCGGUUCUACGCGGCCGACGUGCGGGCGGAGAGCUGGGCAGCGUUCCGCGCGUGCGGGCGGUGGCGGGUGCUGGUGACGGCGAACCCGACGGUGAUGGUGGAGGCGUUCGCGAAGGAGUAUUUGGGGGCGAACGCGGUUCUGGGGACGGAACUGGAGGUGGACAGGAAGACAGGGCGGGCGACGGGAAGGGUGGCGCCGCCCGGGGUGCUGGUGGGUCGGCGGAAGAGGGAGGCGGUGGAGAGGGCGUUCGGGGCGACGCCGCCGGAUCUGGGGCUCGGGGAUCGGGAGUCCGACCACGACUUCAUGGCGCUCUGCAAGGAAGCCUUCAUGGUGCAUCCAGACCCGAAGGCGGCCCGGGUCCCGGCGGAGAGGCUGGAUGCCCGGACCAUCUUCCACGACGGCCGGCUGGUCCAGCGUCCGGACCCGGGGACUGCCCUGCUGACCCUCCUCUGGCUCCCAUUGGGCUUCGCCCUCUCCGUCUUCCGCGUCUUCUUCAACCUCCCCGUCCCGUGCCCCUACGUCCGCCACACCUACCGCCUCACCGGCAUCCGCCUCUCCAUCCGCGGGUCCCCGCCUCCGCCACCCUCGCGGGGCUCUCCCGGGUCCCUCUUCGUCUGCAACCACCGCACCGCCCUCGACCCCAUCCUCGUCAGCAUCGCCCUCGGCCGCUCCGUUUCCUGCGUCACCUACAGCAUCAGCCGCAUCUCCGCCUCCAUCUCCCCCAUCCCGGCCGUCGCCCUCUCCCGCGACCGCGACGCCGACGCCGCCCGCAUCGCCGCCCUGCUGAAGCACGGAGACCUGGUCAUCUGCCCCGAGGGCACCACGUGUCGCGAGCCCUUCCUCCUCCGCUUCUCCGCGCUGUUCGCCGAGCUCAGCGACCGCAUCGUGCCGGUGGCGAUCGACACCAAGCAGAACGUGUUCUACGGGUCGACGGUGAGGGGGUGGAAGUUCUUGGAUCCCUACUUCUUCUUCAUGAAUCCGAGGCCCGCAUACGAGGUGACGUUCUUGGAACCGCUGAGGGAGGAGCAGACCUGCAAGGGUGGGAAGACCGCGAUCGAGGUGGCGAACUACGUGCAGAAGGUCAUUGCUGGAGCGCUGGGGUUCGAGUGCACCACGCUCACCAGGAAGGACAAGUACAUAAAACUUGGAGGGAAUGACGGUAAGUUGGAGUCCAUCAAGUCCUUCAACAAGGAAUCUUAAUUGAGAGGUACCUAGGUUGGAUGUUUAAUAUUAUGGUUAGAUACGAGGUUGGAGAUCGACAAGGGUCUAGCAGUUGAGAUGCAUGGUGGUUUAUUUCAUUCGACGACUGACUACUUGAUGGCUUGGUGCUGUAUGUUUACGAAAUCCGACUGUUUGUUCUAGGAGUGUGCAAGUGUCGCGCGCAAUAUUAAUAUUCUUGUAUAUCACCAGGAUAAUAUCUUCGAAGUUUGAUGAUAACGAAGCGUUUAAUUUUUAAUAAAGUACA
Molecule: messenger RNA, 1850 nt
Organism: Elaeis guineensis (African oil palm)
Lineage: Eukaryota; Viridiplantae; Streptophyta; Magnoliopsida; Arecales; Arecaceae
Product: glycerol-3-phosphate 2-O-acyltransferase 4
Biological process (GO): cutin biosynthetic process
Cellular component (GO): membrane
Molecular function (GO): glycerol-3-phosphate 2-O-acyltransferase activity; phosphatase activity
Source: RefSeq, a predicted model, not a curated record